Molecule: messenger RNA, 2049 nt
Organism: Parnassius mnemosyne (clouded apollo)
Lineage: Eukaryota; Metazoa; Arthropoda; Insecta; Lepidoptera; Papilionidae
Source: the annotation of a GenBank genome assembly
AUGGAGAUAACAGUUGACGUGCACACUGUCCAUCCAUCGUCAUCGAAAACGAGCCACCAUACAUCUACGAAGGGAGCUUACGGAUCCUGGUGCACCCCUCAAGCAACGCCUACUCGUGACAUAUUAACGAAAACAGUUUACAAUAUCGAAACUAAAACAAAUGUUCAAGAUGAUACAGGCCAGCACAGAGACAGAGGAAUAUUCCCAUUGCAGAAAGUGCGGUUGUUAACAAGUAGCCCACCGCCAAGGUUUAACUCUAAAAAAGAUGUCAUAGAAAAAGAUACGGAGCUCAAGGAUUUUAAGAAUUUACAGUCAAGAGAUAAUUCGCUAAAACGAUCGCCCGAUAGAAAAUUGGUGCCGAUAGUAGAGACACCGCAAAGUCCCGUUCCAUCAUCUCCCAGCCGGUACAAAAAAUGCAAGGGUUUAGUUCUGCCUGCUUUCUGCGACCCGUUCGUUCCAAUUGAUCCACAAGGUCGAGGUUACAUCAGCUGGUUGCUUCUAGUCACAUUCUGCUAUGGCUACAACGCGUGGUGUGUACCCUUGCGCACGACAUUCCCCUACCAAACACCCCAGAAUACGGCACUGUGGAUGGCGGCGGACUACUUGUGCGACCUGGUGUACCUACUGGACGUGGCUCUAGUGAAGCCGAGGCUCAUGUUCCUGCACGAGGGUUUUUGGGUCGAUGACCUGCGGGAAACAAGAAGGAACUACAGAAAGAAGCUGCAAUAUAAGUUCGACGUGAUUUCCUUGCUGCCGCUGGAUGUAUUGUACUUCUACUUCGGAACCCACAAAGUAAUCCUUCGAUUUCCCAGACUGUUGAAGUUGCAAACAUUCUGGGAGUUUCAUCAGGCGAUGGAUAGAGUUCUUUCUUCUCCAUACGUUGUAAGGAUCGGCAAGACAUUGUUCUACAUCUUCUACCUGAUCCAUUUGAACGCGUGCGCGUAUUAUGCUAUGAGUGACUACAUCGGUCUCGCGUCCAACGGCUGGGUGUACGAUAACCAAGGCAACGCCUACAUCAGAUGCUUUUACUUUGCUACCAAAACCGCUACGUCUAUCGGCAAGAAUCCGAAACCCGAAAAUACUGCGGAAUAUUUGUUCAUGACUGCAGCAUGGUUGAUGGGCGUGUUCGUGUUUGCUUUGCUCAUCGGACAGAUACGCGACAUCAUAGCAACCGCUACCAGAGCUAGGGCGGAGUACCGAAAGUGCGUGGACGGGUGCGCGCGCUAUCUGCGCCGCCUCAACCUGCCGCGCGCGCUGCGCCGCCGCGUCGCUUGCUGGCUGCACUACACCUGGACGCAGCAGAGGUGCUUCGAUGAAUCUAAAAUCUUGAACUCGCUUCCCUAUAACAUGAAGAGAGACGUCGCCCUGGCUGUGCACAUGUCCACUUUAAGCAAGGUGCAGCUGUUCCGCGACUGCUCGGCGUCGCUGCUGCGCGACCUGGUGCUGCAGCUGCGGCCGCUAUCGUGCCUGCCCGGCGACCUGGUCGUGCGCCGCGGUGACGUCGGACACCACAUGUACAUUGUCAAGAGCGGCGAGUGCUACGUAAUGUCACAGGAUGAAAAGGAAGUGCUGGCUACGCUUCGAGAAGGUUCUGUGUUCGGCGAGAUCAGCUUACUUGGCAUCGAUGGCUUGCGAAGACGCACAGCCACCGUUAGAUCACGAGGCUAUUCCAACUUAUUCGCCCUGUCCCGGAAUGAUCUAGACGCUGCCUUGAAACAUCACAAAGAAGCAGCUCAAAUACUUCGUCUCAGGGCCGAUCAGAUUAUAAGAGAGAACGCAGCGAGGCAAACGAAGCAGAGACUUGCGAAGUUGGAAGCGAAAAAGUCAGCGAGCAAUGAGGAGUCCACAGCGAGGAAACGUCGCCAGAGUGGCGCGAGUAUCGACAGCAGCCAGGGAAGGAGGCGUAGAUCUGCGAGUACUAUGUCUAGAAGACGUCUGUCAGCGGUCUCCGAGAACAAAGCGCAAGGAGAUGACGCACCGCCACCCGCAUACCCGCAGGCGAGAACCCCGCUACCCACCAUCGUGUACUCUUCGGCGAAUGAAUCUUAA